This is a messenger RNA of Triplophysa dalaica, 2994 nucleotides long. RefSeq names its product G protein-coupled receptor 132b (gene gpr132b). NCBI's taxonomy places the organism in Eukaryota, Metazoa, Chordata, Actinopteri, Cypriniformes, Nemacheilidae. Bases 101 to 1285 code for a protein of 394 amino acids. The record is from RefSeq and is a predicted model, not a curated record. Gene Ontology annotation, cellular component: membrane. The transcript is spliced from 2 exons. Gene Ontology annotation, biological process: negative regulation of G2/M transition of mitotic cell cycle; G1/S transition of mitotic cell cycle; G protein-coupled receptor signaling pathway. Gene Ontology annotation, molecular function: G protein-coupled receptor activity.
UUUGACAAAUACAGGACUUUAAAUACAGAAGUUAAAGGGAUAUAAUUCUUUCAUCAUUUCCUGCGAGUCGUUCCAAAUCUGUAUAAAGUUCUUUGUUCUGAUGAACACAGAGAAAGAUAUUUGGAAGAAGGCUUAUGACCGAACAGAUCUGGUUCAGAACAAAGAAAUGUAUACAGACUUGGAACAACUCGAAGAAAUGAUGCAUGAAUCCAGUACCACACAGAGCAUUAUGACAACCAUGAAUCAGUCUGUGAUCCCGCCCUGCGAAGUGCCAUACAUGGAGGACCGGAUUCCUCUUCUGGUUUUUUACAUCGUGGUUUUUAUCAUCGGUCUGCCUGCCAACCUGGUCACUGUCUACCUCACCUUCCACCAAGUAUGUCGAAAGAACAUUCUCGGGAUCUACCUGCUAAGCCUAUCCGUGUGUGAUCUCAGCUACCUGUUUACGCUGCCAGUAUGGGCAGUGUACGUCAACGAAAACCACGUAUGGCCCUGGAGCUCCAUGGCUUGCAAAGUGACCGGCUAUGUUUUUUUCAACAACAUGUACAUUAGCAUAUUUCUGCUUUGCUGUAUUUCCAUCGACCGCUACGUGGCGGUGGUCCACGCUAUCGAAUCCCGGGGCCUUCGUCAUAAAAGGACCGCUGCUUUCAUAGUGUUUUCAGUCUUCCUGGUGGUCGGCUUGGUUCACCUGCCCGUCUUUAUCAUGCGGGAGGGCAAUGCCGCAGAGGGCAGUCGCCGCUGCUUUGAACCGGGCCAGAACACAGCGACGGUAACAGGAUUCAACUAUGCCCGCUUCUGCAUUGGUUUUUGCGGUCCUCUGGCUAUCCUGAUCUUCACCAACAGGGCUAUUCUUACCAACGUGCAGGCCAGCACCGGACUCCAGCCCCAUCAGAAAGUGAAAGUUCGCUAUCUGGCUGUGGCGGUCGUGGCGCUGUUUUUAAUUUGUUUCGCUCCUUAUCACAUCGUAUUGCUUAUACGAGCUGUUACCUACCACUUCCCAGAGCUGCAGAAGGAGUGCCUUUUUGAGCACCAUGUUUACAUGCCCUACAAAAUUUCUUUGGGUUUGUCCACCUUUAACAGCGCUAUUAACCCCAUUCUCUACGUCCUCUCGAGUAAUAACGUCCGCGAGGAGAUAAGAAAAAGCAUGGCAGAGAUGUGUAGCAAAAUGACCUUGAUUCCACCCUCAACACACAGUAGCCAACAUAACACGCACAGUUCUAAGAGCAAUUCUGGACCUGUUCUUACAAAGCAGGAUGAAAUGAGGACAGCUUCUUAUGUUUUAGACUAAAAUCGAAAAUGGUUUUAUAGUCAUUUUUUCACUUGGACUAGUUGAGGAAGACAUCAAGGUUUUCUAUCUCUUUAAGUUUGUUUUGGAUAUACUGUAGCACUUCACGAGGCAACUGGGAAUGAGACAAUAAUCCUACAUGACUGUGGUAUUUCACUGCUCAUUUUCUACUUCCAUUUAAAUGUUUUCUCACUCUCUGUUUGUGUGACAGACACAUUUGACUUCUUCAUUCCUUCUUUGGUCCAAUUUAGUAAAUUCUAUUGACUGUGUAAUUCACACAAAUAUAAAUAAAUGCAUAUUACAAAUUUAUAAAUAACAAGUAUUUCAUUUUUAUAUUUUUAUAAAAAAUAAAAAAAAUCAGGGGAGGGCAUUCUCCCAUAGCCCCCCACCACGACCCACUUUGUAGUUUCCUCUGACAAAGACUCACCCACUUAAAUAGAACUGGGCCAUGCCACUGAAAUGUCAUGUAGUUGCAGUUGGUUUCAUACUCAGAAUAUAUGGUUAUAUUAUUUGGGUUGGUCAAAGUAUUUAGAAAAAACUAAAAACAGAAUGGGAAACUUGUGAGACUUUCUGUUUAUCUAAAGGGGUACAAGUGUCAAUCACUGUUUAAAUGUUUUCAGUGUGUGAAUUGGUUUAUUGAAAAUGUUUAAGGCACAACAUUUUUUACUGUAAAUAUUAUUUAUUUAUGUUGAGAAGUAUUGGACAGCAUCAUGUUGAUGUUUCCAAACUUUUCGAACAUUUUAAUAAGUCUGAAAUCUUGAUUUCAAAUGUAACAUAUUAUGACCCAAAAAACUGUUUUAUCUAUUAUAUUAGUUUCUCAUAAUGUGGCACACUUACCACUUUUUUAAAUAACUCAAUAAAAUGUAAAAAUCACAACUUUGAUGACACUUGCAAAAGAUAAUCACUGAAUAUAAUCUUUGUAUGGACCUCAUUUUUGGUUAUGGAAUUUAUGAAAGGUUUUCAUAGAACAAAGCCCUUGUGGUCAAUGCACAAGCAACAUCCUGCCUUUGACAUGCUUAUCGUGCGCAAAAUGUUUGCGUGUCUCUCAUACCGGAUCUUCAAAAACUAAUCAACCACAUAGUCAUCCUGCAUGUGUGCUUUCUCCUUCCAUCAUAAACGUCUUGAAUAAUUAACGCUAUUCCUGACCAAGAUGGGUUUCUAAUUGGUCCCUCAAUGAAUCUUUAAGUAGCCAGCAGCUGUCCUGAGCCAAUAGAAAACAAUUACCCCAGCUGUACCUGCCACUGUUGCAAGGCACUGGGCAUCUGUCUGAAACAGGCUGCAUGUGUGUGUAUGUAUAUACAUAUAUAUAUGUAUAUAUAUAUAUAUAUAUAACAACAACAACAAACUGCCCUGGCAUACCUGUUGGUCAUUUGCUCAUAACUAGUCGCCUUUAUUUAAAAGGAAGAGAAAAUGUCCCCAAAUGACCAUAGCACCGGCUAUAUAGUUUUGGUUAUAUACUGUAGUUGUUUUCAUGUGUGAGUGGGUAUUUCAUGUGGUAUCUUUAAACUAAAUCUGCUGUAGUGUGCUAUCUCUCUUAAUGUUUCAAGACAUGUGAAUUAUUCAUGAAAAAACAAAGGGCUCCUACUGUCUUUAACAUCAGAGAAAAAUAUGUACUGUAUAGGCCUACCAUCAUUUUCUUUUUAUACUUAUUGAUAUUUAUGUCACUUAUCUGAAUGUGUGUGAUGAAUGGUCCGACAGUUUGAAAAUAUUUG